This is a messenger RNA of Oncorhynchus keta (chum salmon), 4068 nucleotides long. RefSeq names its product NLR family CARD domain-containing protein 3-like. The record is from RefSeq and is a predicted model, not a curated record. Gene Ontology annotation, molecular function: protein binding. Lineage: Eukaryota; Metazoa; Chordata; Actinopteri; Salmoniformes; Salmonidae.
GGCCUGCCUCUAAAAGGAGUCUCUCUGGAGAACAUGACACCAAAGCUAAGAGACCAAUCAAGCAGGAGAGACCAGCCUCCCCUGUUCCCAGCUGUGUGUCCAUGAAGAGUGACCGGUCUAUGGAACCUCCUAUAGUGUUUAGAGAGGGAGACUUUUCUACUGAACAAAGAAACCAACAGGAGAGGUCAGAGAUUCUCAGUGGUCAGUCUUCCCAGAGUCAUCAAACAGACCUGGCCUCCAUAUUCAGUUUGCUUGAAGAGAAAAUUAUGACAUUUGUGAAGAACGAGCUGAAGAUGUUCAAGAGGAUUCUUAGUCCAGAACUCCCAGAAGACUUUGAGAGUCAGAAGCAGGAUAAGGAAGUGGUGGAUGCUGAAGAUGAGAAGCAGGAGAGCAGUGCCAGAGAGGGGGCUCUGAAGAUCACACUGCACAUCCUGAGGAAAAUGAACCAGAAGGAGCUUGCUGACACACUGGAGAAAUAUUCAGAUGAUCUUGCUGUGAUUUGCCAACGUGAACUCAAAUCUAAUCUAAAGAAGAAGUUUCAAUGUGUAUUUGAGGGGAUCGCUAAACAAGGAAACCCAACACUUCUCAAUAAGAUCUACACAGAGCUCUACAUCACAGAGGGUGGAACAGGAGAGGUCAAUAAUGAACAUGAGCUGAGACAGAUUGAGACAACAACCAGGAAACAAGCAAGACCAGAGACUCCAAUCAAAUGUAACGAUAUCUUCAAACCCUUAACUGGACAAGACAAACGUAUCAGAACUGUACUGACAAAGGGAGUCGCUGGCAUUGGAAAAACAGUCUCUGUGCAGAAGUUCAUUCUGGACUGGGCUGAAGGAAAAGCAAAUCAGGAUGUCAAAUUUGUAUUUUCAUUCCCUUUCCGGGAGCUGAAUUUAAUGAAAGAUGACAAACACACUUUCAUUGAACUUCUUAAUCACUUCUCAAUAGAAACCAAACAAUCAGGAAUCUCCAUCUACAACAAGUACAAAGUUCUGUUCAUCUUUGAUGGUCUGGAUGAGUGCCGACUGCCCCUAGACUUCCAGAAGAACAAGAUCUGUUGGGACGUCACAGAGUCAACCUCAGUGGAUGUUCUGCUGACAAAUCUCAUCAAGGGAAAUCUGCUUCCCUCUGCUCUCCUCUGGAUAACUACCCGACCUGCAGCAGCCAAUAAGAUCCCUUCAUGGUGUGUUGACCAGGUGACAGAGGUACGAGGGUUCAAUGACCCACAGAAGGAGGAGUACUUCAGGAAGAGAUUCAGUGAUGAGGACCUGGCCAACAGAAUCAUCUCACACAUAAAGACAUCAAGGAGUCUCCACAUCAUGUGCCACAUUCCAGUCUUCUGUUGGAUUUCUGCAACAGUCCUUGAACACAUGCUGAAACAUAAGAGAGAAGAGAUGCCCAAGACUCUGACUGAGAUGUACACACACCUUGUGGAGUUUCAUACCAAACAGAAGAAUGAAAAGUAUCUUGGGAAAGAAGAGACAGGUCCACACUGGAAUAAAGAGAGCAUUCUGUCACUGGGAAAACUGGCUUUUCAACAGCUUGUGAAGGGCAAUCUGAUUUUCUAUGAAGAAGACCUGAAAGAGGCUGGCAUUGAUGUCAAUGAAGCCUCCGUGUACUCAGGAUUGUGCACACAGCUCUUUAAAGAGGAAUGUGGGCUGUACCAGGACAAGGUGUACUGCUUUGUUCAUCUGAGCAUUCAGGAGUUUCUGGCUGCUGUAUAUGUGUUCCUCUCAUUCAUCAACAACAAUGAGAAUCUAAUGGACAAACUGCAAACAAAAGACGAGCCUGAAGUUGCUUUCUACAAGAGUGCUGUGGAUAAAGCCUUACAAAGUGAGACAGGAAACCUGGACCUUCUCCUCCGCUUCCUUCUGGGCCUCUCAUUGGAGUCCAAUCAGAAACACUUACGAGGUCUACUGACAAAGACAAGAAGCAGCUCACAGAGCCAUGAAGAAACAGUCGAGUACAUCAAGGAGAAGAUCGGGGAGGAUCUCUCUCCAGAGAGGAGCAUCAAUCUGUUCCACUGUCUGAAUGAACUGAAUGACCAUUCUCUAGUGGAGGAGAUCCAAAGCUUCCUGAGAUCAGGAAGUCACUCAGAACCCUACCUGUCACCUGCACAGUGGUCAGCUCUGGUCUUUGUGUUGCUGACUUCGGAAAAGGAUCUGGAUGUGUUUGACCUGAAGAAAUACUCCAGAUCAGAGGAAGGUCUUCUGAGGCUCUUGCCAGUGGUCAAAGCCUCCAGAGCUGUUCUGCUGUCAGACUGUGGAGUCACAGAGGAAGGCUGUGCUUCUCUGGUCUCAGCUCUGGAGUCAAACCCCUCACACCUGAGAGAGCUGGAUCUGAGUAACAAUGACCUGAAGGAUUCAGGAGUGAAGCUGCUCUCUGCUGGACUGGGGAAUCCCCACUGUAAACUGGAGACUCUGAGACUCACUGGCUGUAAACUCAGAAACACAUCCUGUAAAGUGUUGGCCUCAGUUCUCCGUUCAAACCCCUCACACCUGAGAGAGCUGGAACUGAGUAACAAUGACCUGAAGGAUUCAGGAGUGAAGCUGCUCUCUGCUGGACUGGGGAAUCCCCACUGUAAACUGGAGACUCUGAGGCUGUCAGGCUGUCUAGUCACAGAGGAAGGCUGUGCUUCUCUGGUCUCAGCUCUGAGGUCAAACCCCUCACACCUGAGAGAGCUGGACCUGAGCUACAAUCACCCAGGAGACUCAGGAGUCAGACUGCUCUCUGCUGGACUGGAGGAUCCACACUGCAGACUGGAGAAACUCAAUGUGGAACAUGGUGGAGAGAACAGAAUGAAACCUGGACUUAGAAAAUAUGUCUGUGAUCUCACACUGGACCUAAACACAGUAAACAGACGCCUUCUGUCUGAGAAGAACAGAAAGGUGACAUGUAGGAGAGAGGAGCAGCCGUAUCCUGAUCACCCAGAGAGAUUUGAGGGCUAUAGACAGGUGCUUUGUAGAGAGGGUCUGACUGGGCGCUGUUACUGGGAGGCAGAGUGGAGUGGGAUAAUGGGGGCUGGUACAGGAGUGACAUAUAAAGGAAUCAGCAGGAGAGGAACGGGUCUUGAUUGUUGUCUUGGAUACAAUGACAAGUCCUGGAGUCUGAUCUGCUCUGACAACAGUUACAUUGCCUGGCACAAUAAUAAUGACACUACCAUAGACGUCCCCUCCUCCAGCUCCCACAGAGUUGGAGUGUAUCUGGACUGGCCAGCCGGCACUCUGUCCUUCUAUAGAGCCUCCUCUGACACACUGACCCACCUGAUCACAUUCACCUCCAAAUUCACUGAGCCCCUCUAUCCAGGGUUUAGGGUUUAUGUUGACUCCUCAGUGUCCCUGAAAUAAUAACCUGACACACACACUGGACACACACACACACACACACACAUUGAACAUACAUACACACACUCACAUUGCGCACACACACACACACACACACACUGGACUCACACACACACACACACACACAUUGAACAUACAUACACACACACACAUUAACAUACAUACACGCACUCACAUUGCACACACACACACACACUGGACUCACACACACACACACACACAUUGAACAUACAUACACACACACACACACACACACACACACACACACACACACACACACACACACACACACACACACACACUGGACUCACACACACACACACACACAAAUAUGGUUGGAAUGACUAAUUAUGUAUACAUUCCAAUCAGAACUGACUAGUCCAAAUGCUAUAAUGUACUGUACAUGUGAGUUUUCUCUCUUGCUCUCUUUCCCAAUUGUAUAUAAUGUAGUCAGGAGUUAGUAACAAUGAAGGUCUGUUCCUUAGUUCAUUCAGUUGUACAAAUCUCCAGGUGGUGGGAACGGGCCAUCUCCAGAUUGUCUAGAAUGUUGAUUUAUACUGACUGGCCUUGACCUCGUGCUGAUAACGCGAAGGCUCGAGAGCUAGAGGGGCUGUUUGUGAAAUGGAACGUUUGGAAAACGCUGACGUCAUUUUCAGUUUAUAACCUGUGGUAAUGUGUGUAAGCAUUUAGUACUCUCUGGAAUUAAACGCUCUUACCUGGCUUUUAA